AUGCCUCCCCCCGGCGGAGCUAAGCGUAAGAGAGGCGACCGCUCAUACUCGGACGACCAGCAAAGCCCUCGUCCUUCGCCGCAUCGGCCGGGAAAUCUUCACCUAGCGCAACAAGGCAAUUUUCAGUCUUCGGGCAAUGAUCGCGACUACACCAACCCACGUGGUAGAGGUGGAAGAAGAUCUAGUCGAGGUGGAAGGGGUGCGAUCAAUACACCUAGUUCGGCCACCCAUUCCGAACAGUCCCCUGCCAUGACUGUAGAGGCUCCUCCGGUGAACAGCGAGACAGCUCCCACGAAUGGUACCGUGGCUACUCGGCAGAACCCUCCUACCCCCAGUAUUACCUUCACCGACCCUCCCCCCGAGCCCCUUCCCUACAACUAUACAGUUGUCACCCUCGAAGCUUGUGGCUCAUGGAAAACUGGUGGGAGAGACAAUGUUCUACAGCAGGGUCUGGCCGCAAUACGCGAGAAUGACACAACUAAGACCUCCGCAAUUGUUCAAGAGCUGUGUCUGUCCGUCGUAUAUGGACGUUUGGAACCUUUCGACGCCGGCGGACUUGUCAAAGCAAUGAUCGGUGCAGAUAUUUCAGACAAGCGCACCGAGACAGUCCCCGACUCAACGCCACUGCAAACCAUCGUUCUCGACUCAGUAUCCAUCAUCUUUGAAGCCACUGUAAACUUGCCGACCGAUCGACUGUCGGCCUUCAUCGCCAGUACCGCAAUCCCUGACGAAUUGUUGCGUCUCGAAUUGGAUGCUCCUCUGCUCGAAAAGUUGGAUCUGAUUAGGAACACUUUCAGCCGGAUGAAUAUCAGGAAGCAGACAAAUCUGCUCUACCGCCAAGCAAACUUCAACUUACUGCGCGAGGAGUCAGAAGGUUUCGCAAAGCUUAUGACCGAACUGUUCACCACGAGCGGAAACGAGCCUCCCACUAGCGACGUUGUCGAAGAAACGGUUGAGAAGGUCAAGGCAAUGAUUGGCGCGUUCGAUCUCGACGUAGGGAGAAGUCUUGACGUUGUCCUUGACGUCUUCGGUGCAGUUCUCGUCAAACAGUUUCGAUUUUUCGUCAAGUUUCUGAGGGCUAGUCCUUGGUGGCCGCGAUCCACGACAGUCCAGAGGAACCAUAACGCCUUGAGCGGUCUUCCUCUAUGGGCACUGCCCUCAUCUCCUAACUGGCACCUUACGGGUGAGCAAAAAGAAGUUGUUGAUACUCAGGCUCGCACCCGUGAUGAAUCCUUCUGGAACCUAGCCAGAGAAAAAGGCCUACCAGCAUAUCACCUUCUUGGCAGAAAUGCGGCAACUGCGGAGCAAAUUUCGUCGGCUGCUUCAGCUCCUGAAGAAGACCUGGCUGCGCAGUGGAUACGGGAGACAGGUGUACAACCGCCACCAGGCAAUCGUGACGCAGCACAGCUACUCGGGUUCAAGCUACGAUUUUACUCGUCGUCACCAGCACGUGACGAAACAGAUGUUCUUCCUGAUAAUCUGAUUUAUCUGUCUGCCCUUCUCAUCAAGAUCGGUUUCAUAUCGUUGAGAGACUUGUACCCUCAUAUAUGGAGGAGUGACGAGGACAUGGAGGAGUUGAAACAACAAAAGACAAAGGAAAAGGCGGAGCGAGAACGAGCAGCGAGACCUGGCGCCGGUGCUAGGAACGCUCUACUACUAGCAGGUGCACUCGUAGACGACACUUUGCCUGUGCCGGCACGGUUGAAAGACUCGGGCACCCGCUCCAGCACGCCCUCCAAGGAAGUCGACAGUGAGAAGCCUAGCACCAAGGACACAAACGAACCUUCCGAUCAGAAAGUGCUGUUACUAAAAAGUCUCCUCGCCAUCGGAGCACUCCCUGAGGCCUUGUUCAUAUUAGGUCGCUUCCCAUGGCUGAUGGAACUAUUCCCCGACCUCGCCGAAUACGUCCACCGCAUUCUACAUCAUUCUUUGAGCCACGUCUACAACGCAACGCAGCCUUUGCAAGAUCGCCUUUCGCUAUCUGAAAGAAAGCCUAGCUACGAAACUGAUGUCCCUGGCUUACAAAAAGGGCAAGUGAAGAUCGUUGACAGUCCAGACCGAAAGGUGCUACGUUGGGCCCUUCUUGACCGUAACGACAGUGCCGAUGGGACUGACUAUCGUUUUUACUGGGACGAAUGGAAUGACAAUAUCCCAGUCUGCAGAACCGUUGACGAUGUAUUCACCCUCUGCGAUACCCUGUUGCCUCUUGUUGGGGUAAAAAUUGGUCAGGACCCAGGUCUCCUGCUAAAGUUUGCCCGCAUAGGCAAACAUAGUCUACAGACCGAUCGAACAGAGCAAAAUCGUUCUCGGUGGCUGGACUUGAGCAAACGCAUCUUGUUGCCGUCAUUGAGCUUGACGAAAUCCAACGCCGGUGUUGUCAACGAGGUCUUCGAAUUGAUUAGCAACUUCCCAGUCAGUGUUCGAUACUUGAUGUAUCUGGAGUGGUUGUCCGGAAGAACCUCGCGCAAUCCCGAUAUCAAAUCAGCUUUUGACCAGGCGAGAGCGGAAACCAAAGAUAUACUUAAGCGUAUCUCCAACACGAAUGUUCGGCCAAUGGCUCGAUCAUUAGCCAAAAUCGCCUUCGCCAACCCCCAUAUCGUCAUCACUACUGCGCUUACUCAGAUCGAAGUCUAUGACAGCAUUGCCGAAGUAUUUGUCGAGGGUGCACGCUAUUUCACGGACCUUGGCUAUGAUGUUCUAACUUGGGCUAUCGUGAGUUCUAUGGCGAAAGCAGGAAGAAGCCGUACGCAAGAAGGGGGUAUGUUUACCAGCCGCUGGCUGUCGGCUUUGGCCCAGUUCGCGGGCAAGAUCUACAAGCGAUACGGCAUGAUGAGACCGGGACCGAUCUUGCAAUAUGUCAUGGAACAACUCGAACAUGGAAACACUACAGACCUCAAAAUGUUAGAACAGAUCGUUCUCGCCAUGGGUGGAAUUGCCCCCGACACCAGCUACAAUGACGCCCAGUUACAAGCCAUGGGGGGUGGCCCCUUACUCCAGUCGCAGACUAUCCUUCAAUUACUCGAUCGCCGGCACGAUUCCAAGAAAACUUCGGAGCGAUUGAUGAAAUCACUCCAGGACACUGGCUUGGGAGCCAAGUUCUUGAUUGCUAUGGCUCAACAACGCCAGGCUUGUGUUUUUGAGCAGGGCGACGUACCACUCAAGGCCAUCGGCAAUACUUAUGACGAGGUGCAUCGAGUUAUGGUCCAAUACCUCGAUUUGCUACGCACCAAUCUCUCCGCCGAAGACUUCCAAUCAACCGUACCAGAUGUGGUGAGUCUACUGAUCGAAUAUGAGAUCCGGCCCGAGAUUGCAUUUUGGAUCAGUCGGCCAUCCAUUUCCAGACAAAUUGUCGAGCAUGACAGAGAGAAUGCAAAGUACCAUCGCUUGGAAGAUCUUCCAGACAGACCGAUCAAUGGUGACGUUGAGAUGUCCGACCAGAUCAACGGCGGUUCUGAAGAAGACGGCGAGGCGAUCGAGACUGAUACGGCCGCUAACGAUUCGCCUCCUGAUGGCGAUGCCUCGGGGCCUAUCCUUGAGCUAGAACCAAGUGGAAAGACCGCAGGUCCUUCGGAUAUCACUGCAGAAAAUUGCUGGCAUCCUGUCAUGCGAGACCUUAUGCAGGCUAUUGAGCCCUCGCUUCCGAACGAAGUAGUCGAAACCAUAGGCACCGGCUUCUAUGCUACCUUCUGGCAGCUGUCUUUGUACGACAUCACCAUUCCAGGUAAAUCGUACGAGGACGAGUUGUCACGUCAGCACAAGAAAAUCGCUGCUAUCUCGGCAGACCGCUCAGACGUAAGCAUGUCUGGGUCUAAGAAAAAAGAACUCGCAAAGAAGGAAAUCACAGAUCUAGUUGACAAGCUGCUUGCAGAGAACAAACAACACCUCAAGGCCUUUGCAGAAAGUAAGGCUCGAUUGCAACGCGAAAAAGAUCAAUGGUUCUCUGGGAAGGCUAGAAUGGACAAACAGCUCAACACGUCUUUGAUGGAAUACUGUUUCCUUCCUCGUCUUCUCUCUUCGGCCCUGGACGCCUACUUCUGCUUCAAAUUCGUCAAGUUUCUUCAUGGCGUUGGAACACCAAACUUUAGAACGCUUGGCUUCUAUGACUUAAUUUUCAGAACGCCACGACUCGUGUCUCUGAUAUUCAUGUGCACAUCCAAGGAGGCCGAUAAUCUGGGCAGAUUUCUCAACGAGGUUUUGAAAGAUCUUUCUCGGUGGCAUACCACCAAAGCGACGUACGAGAGAGAGGCCUGGGGAAGCAAGAAGAACCUGCCCGGUUUUGCCAUGAAAGUCGAAGCAGGAAAAGUUGUGUCUCUAUUGGACUUUGAGAGCUUUCGAAGGGUGCUUUACAAAUGGCAUGGCAACCUCUAUGCCGCGCUGCAGAAGUGUCUGGGGUCGCCAGAGUACAUGCACGUUCGAAAUGCAAUCUCGAUACUUCGUACAAUUUCAGCAGUCUACCCUGCUGUGAAUUUCCACGGAACGGGAUUACAGAAGGCUGUCGAUAAGCUUCGCGAUUCAGACAAGGAAGACCUUAAAGUCUCCUCCCAGGCUUUGCUCGGAGCUCUACACAGGAGGGAAAAGGUCUGGAGCGACCCGCAAGCGUUCCGACACGGCUCAGAAACCGUUGGCGAGACCACUCAGACUGCUUCUCAGACAAAAUCCGAAAGUACCAGAGAUCCGGAGGCUGCACAAAGCAAGCGAGACGAGGACGGUGAACUCAAGGACACUACUAUGACAGACGUCCCUGCGAAGAAGGAAGAGAAGCCGUCCAUUGAGAAAAAGGAAGUAAAACCACAAAAGCACCCAGCAUCAGCAGAAUCUUCUCGCCCUGCGUCCAGGCCAGCCUCACGGUUGGCAACGACGAACGGCUCUUCCACGCCCACGAGACAAACAUCCGAGAUUAGCUCAACAGCAAAGCCAGAUGCAAGAGCCAGCCGCCCUGAGACGAGUCGUACUCAAAAUCUUCCUCGUCGCGUAUCACCUCCACCUCCUCCUCGAGCUCAGCCAACAGGCUUGCCCAAUCGGCCAGACUUCCCAGACCCUCGGUCCGGUAACAGGGAAAGUCCACGUAUGUCGGCGAGAGUUCAGGCUGAACCGCAUAGACCACCUUUCGAGGCUCGAAGCAAUCACAGCCGAGACACGCGGCCUAGUUACCGAAGCCAUGAAUCAGCUGCGGAAGAUCUUGAUCGACACUCGCGAAGGUACGAACGGCCCGACGUCCCACCGCAUGUCAACCGUGAUGACCGUGGAUAUUCGCGAGAUUCUGACAGAGGUAAACCCUAUGACCGCAGCACACAGUCGGAGCGAGAUCGCCCCUCAACUCGACCUCCACCCAUGGCUGAUCGCAAUAGAGAUGGUCGAGACCGCGAGUCAACACCAAGAUCACGACCGCUAACAUCAUCCGAGCCGCCCGCUACGACUUCCCAAAACCUGCCGAAACGGGACCCGGAUCAGCUAACUUCAAAAGAAGCACCUAGCACUCCGGCGGCACAACCUGCCAUCAACCCUGCCCGCGCUGCCCUGAUCGAUGGCAAUUCCGACCAGCGCUCGACCUCAGGUACACGGGGACCGGGACCCGAGAGAUCGUCGAGAUCCUCGCGGCCCACUUCUCCUCGUCGAGAAGAAGAUCGGAGGUCGUAUUCUCGUCGUGACGGAGACGAGAGACUCCCUCCUAACAGUCGACCUGAGCCCCCACCACCACGUCAGCCACCGUACGCUUCGUCCCCGGCCACCGAUCCUUCUUCUUUUGGACCGGGAGCACGUAGCAGUGGGCAUAGCAGUUUCAAACGGGAUUCUAGACAAGGUCCACCGAUCGACAUGCAGCAUGGCCGACUCGAGCGAGAGUCUCCCUCCCAACGACCGAUGAGCUCUCGUGGUUCUGACACACAACAGGAGGCUGAAGUUCCUUCCGGGCCUCGUGGCAGGCCAGCACCAGGAGCUGGUACGUCAAUGAGAACCACUUCUGUUAAUACGCACGUUCCCACAGGCGCUAGCACCGAGAGACCAACACCGACAGGGCCUUCACGCCGGCACGGGCGCUCAAGCUCGUACAAUGAAACUGCCCCCUCACCCGGCGCGCCGGCUGAAGCAAUUGGCGUUCAUCCUUCUCGAUUGAAUCAAAUCGAGGCGUCAGCAACGACAGAAUCUUCACGAGCUGCCCAGCCUCCCCCGUCUCCUCACCAGAGCCAACCACCUUCGGGACCCCGAGGCAACGCACCCCCCGGUGCUCCCUCAGGACCUUCACCAUCAUCGAGAGGCCCGGCAUCUGGUCCUCACAAUGCGGACAUGGGCGGAAGGUCUGGACGAAACAAUCGGCAUCCACUUGCUGCCGUCAACAACACGCUGGCCCAAGCCGGGACAUCAAUUCGUGGAAGGGGCGGUUCUACAAGACAAUCCGGAGACUCUUUCGGCCCUGCUUCCGGAAUGGCGCCACCACCGCCCCCUCCGCCGCCGCCGCCGGGCGGCCCUCCAGCAAACUACAAUCCUAGUUCAAAUGGCUACCCGGCACAGAAGGACCUAUUUCCCACACAGAACCCCAAUGAUGUUCCUGUCGGUGCUCGGACAUCAUCUUCACGGCAUGAAAGCGGGAAAGAUCGAAGAGCUGAGCUCUCCGAUGAACGCGGGUCGGAUAGAAGAUCAUCUCGACAUUCCAGCCGACAUGAUGACGGGCGGGAAGAGCGAGAACGUCGCAGUGACAGGGAGAGUAGAGAUGGACGUGACGAUAAACAUGGUGGCGGAGACCCGCCAAGGAAAGACGAACGAUCGAGCCGAAGGGAUCAAUAUCCGCCAGAAAGUGGCGAUAGGAGAGGAGGCUAUUCAAGAUCAGGACCACCGCGAGACGAGCAGAUGUCGAGGAAGCACGGCAGAAACGACGAUGGGGCACCUUACGGUGGAGGACCUGGACCGGGCAUGGGCGGCAGAGGAGGUGCUAGAAUUGCCAGCGAAACCAAACGUCCCAGGAGAGGACCUUGA
Molecule: messenger RNA, 6969 nt
Organism: Exophiala spinifera
Lineage: Eukaryota; Fungi; Ascomycota; Eurotiomycetes; Chaetothyriales; Herpotrichiellaceae
Exons: 1
Coding region: 1-6969 (2322 amino acids)
Biological process (GO): mRNA processing; mRNA export from nucleus
Cellular component (GO): THO complex part of transcription export complex
Molecular function (GO): mRNA binding
Source: RefSeq, a predicted model, not a curated record